Molecule: messenger RNA, 213 nt
Organism: Anthostomella pinea
Lineage: Eukaryota; Fungi; Ascomycota; Sordariomycetes; Xylariales; Xylariaceae
Source: the annotation of a GenBank genome assembly
AUGUAUCGCCUAAGUCAUAUCAACCAGGCCGCGGCCAACGACAUGUUUGAACGCCUCAUGGAAGAGGAACCGGCUGGGGACAAAUCUGCAGAUGAAGCGCAGAAAUGGUCCAGUGACACCAAGGACGGCUCUGUCGAUCAAGCGAAGGGAGACUCUGCUGAUGAAGCCGAGGUUCAGUGCUCAUUGACAAACAGCUUCAUGCAGUGGCCUUAA